AUGUCUAGCUCACAUCAACGUACUUAUAAAUGGCUUACAAAUAAACCUGAGGGAAGUCGUAUCGCUACGCCUCAUCAUCGUGUUGUUCCCCUCCGACCUGGCAACCUAUAUGGGGAAAACCAAACCGACGGUCAUCCAACGCAUCUCGUCACGGUACACGAAGAACAUUGUGUCGGGUCUCUGUCGCCAUUGACACAGGGAAUCCGAAAUUUUGAGAUCGUCGAGACGGAGUCUCCAGUAACCCCGAAGCCAUCUACGCCAGCAUGGGGCUUUCACGAUUAUACGCCUUCCCUCAGCAAAAAAAUUGAUACUAUCUUGAGACAUCGCCCGAUCUCGGUGGUGGAGUGUCAUGCUGAGGGUGAAGCCUGUGAUGUUGUAAUUGGAGGGAUGGAAAGUGUUACUGGGAGCUCGGCAUACAGGAAACAACUUAACUUCAAGAAUGAGCAUGACCCCGAUGUUAGGAUGUUGUUGAACGAGCCACGCGGCCGAAACGGGAAAAAUGCAGUGUUUCUACUACACCCGACUGGUAAAGCAGAUCGUUGUCUUGUCUUUGCCAAGAAUGAUGAAUACGUCCCGUUCUCGAUUUCUAGCAUGAUAUGUGCGGCAAAUGUUCUCGCGGAGUUCCCCCAGGCUGGGGGACCGCCUCCUGAACUCCCUUGUCAGCGAUACAUUUUUGAAACUGUUGCUGGUAGAGUGGCAGUGGAGGCUAACUAUAUAGAGACUAAACAUUACCAAGCUCGGUGUGACUCUGUCACAGUGUACGGAGUGCCGUCCUUUGUGUUGGAGGCUGGUUAUAAGUUGAAGGUUACAGGCCUUGGAGUAAUUACCGUUGAUAUUGUUUAUGGAGGCGUGUUUUGUGCCUUUGUGGAUGUUGAGUCGGUUGACUUGGCUGUUCAUGAGAGUAAUGCCAAUCAGAUGGUAGAGAUUGGCGAACAGAUCCGAAAAGCUCUUCUGGAGUGUGACCUCGAUAUCUCUCAUCCAAGAGAUUAUUUUAUUCGAGGAAUUAGUAACGUGGUGUUUACUGAGGCGGUGGAGGUGGAUGGAGAGGAGAAGUCCGGUAUCAGUGCGACGGUGGUGUCUCCUGGUAGACUAGACCGUAGUCCCUCUGGCACUUCAUUGUCUGCUUGGCUUGCUCUUUUGUCCCAUCGAGGUGGCAUUGACUGCAAGGAUCUCCGAAGUUAUAGCAUCUCGGGUUCUCAGAUGGUUGGUCGUAUUCGAGGCGGGUUGAAAGUUGGUAAAUACGAUGCCAUCUACCCUUGUAUUGAGGGCAGAGCAUGGGUGACUAGUUUCAAGCAGGUUGUUUUGGACCCUACUGACCCUUAUCCAAUGGGUUUCCGUGGCGCAGAUCAAUGGGGCCCUAAGAAACAGCAAGAAUUCGAAGUGGGUGGCUUAGGGAUCCACAUUGGCUCGUUGAGCGAACAUGGGAGUGUAGAUUCAGACAGAGAGAAGGUCAUUAAGCAAAUCGGCUGGAAGGGCGCCAACAGUGAUGUGGGAGGGAAUUAUUAG
This is a messenger RNA of Penicillium angulare, 1506 nucleotides long. RefSeq lists its product as uncharacterized. Gene Ontology annotation, molecular function: 4-hydroxyproline epimerase activity. Bases 1 to 1506 code for a protein of 501 amino acids. NCBI's taxonomy places the organism in Eukaryota, Fungi, Ascomycota, Eurotiomycetes, Eurotiales, Aspergillaceae. The transcript has a single exon. The record is from RefSeq and is a predicted model, not a curated record.